GUUCUACUGCACCAACCGGGGCUUCCGGCCAAGCUACAUCCAGUCCUCCCGUGUCAAUGAUGGGAUCUGCGAUUGCUGCGACGGCUACGACGAGCAUGACAACCGCACACGCUGCCCAAACACCUGCAGGGGGCGCUUUUUCACUUCGGGAAAGUAGAAUGUGGCGCAGCCCCCUCGCCGGCUCUCGCCUCCGCCCCUCCCGCUCUGUGGCUCCUGGCUGCUUGAUAUCCACUCGCGCCGGCUGAUCCAUGUCUCUCUGCGUCCUCAGGAUUUUCGAUUUACAGUAAAGACGCAAUUUUGUGAGAUUGUUAAUCCUUUUCUUACAGUCAAUACGCCGAAGGCAUGGAUACAGUAGAAAUGAAUUGCAUACAGUCGUGUGAUUUCUAGAAAUGUACGUUUGGCUGUAAUGGCAUUUCCCUCUCAGUUUGUGUGUGUUACUGUUCAAACAUUGCGGCAGUGAUGGAUCGAUGGAUCCCAGGUGCUUAGACUUCCAAGGCUGCUGGUAUCUGGACCAUUACUAGCUGCUAGUCCCCCCACACUGGACUGGAAAGGUGCUUUAAAAAUAUCUCUGAAGCGGAGAACAGCUAAUUUUUUAAUGCGUGUAAAUGAUUUUUCUUUUUGAAAAUUUCCUCUAAUGGCAUGGAGGAUGGUCUAUCAUUUUAUUUCCUAAGGGAUUAUGUGUAUAAAUGUGCAAAUUAAAGUUGUGUAAUGUUGCCCUUAACUAUAUAAUAACAAUCACUGUACACCAACUGCCGGAAUGUGAUUGACACUGAAUGAAAGGCUAGAUAGGUAAUGAAAAGACUUAUACUGGAACAGCUGUUCCAGUAUGUGAUGUCACUACCUGUGUAGUGUAGAAUUAGGAAUGUGUGUGUGUGUGUGCGUGUGCGCAUGCUGUGAAUGUAUGCUGUGUGUGCAGCUGUGUGUGUGUGUGUUUCCAUUCAGCGCUUUACAUUCUGCUGGGUGUCUGUGAUGUCAGUCUCAUAAAAUACAUUUAUUUACAAAAAGAAGAUUAAACUACCCUGCUUCCUCUCAAUUAAAGUCCCUUUCCACUUUUGAGGUCUGGAGGGCAGCAUUUUCGGGACCCAAAAUGUUUAUUGAGGUCCAGUGACAUAUGGCUGGAAAAUAUAGCUGUAACAGAUAUUUCCCCAGUGAGCUGUACUUCAGCUAAUAACACUAAAACUUAUUUUCUUCAAGGGGGGUGGUGUUGGCCCCCCUGAAUGGGAAAACUCAAUAACCUCAACUGAACCUAAUAGGGAUAAAAAAAGGCCUGUCCCCAGGCUGAGGAGACCAGCGGGGAGUCGGGGGGCCGCGAGAGCAGUACAGGGACCUGGGAUAUUGGUCCAUGAUCCAGGAAGCGGACUGGGGGGGUCAAAGACCCUCCUAUCUCUCACGCAAGGUGGGGCCCUUAGAGAUCCAGGAAGCUGCUUUAGAGAGACUGCUGUGUGUUGCUGCUAAUACUAAUGACAUCGAAUGAACAAGAAAACGGAAAUUUCACUGGUCUGAUCAUAAUUCUCUUUAAACCUAUGACAGAUUUGAAUGUCCCUUAGGGUUGUUUUGUAUAAUGUGCCGUGUCUGAUGUUAGCAGCUGAUUGUGAAGGACAUCCUGACUGCUUCUCCGUCUACACUGAACACUGACCCCCCCCCCCCCCCCAAUGACUAGGGCUGGGUAUUGGUACAGAUGCCCCGAUUUUGAUUCAAUUUCGAUUCACAUGUUAACGAUUCAGUUUAAUUUAAUUCCUAUUCGAUAUUUCAUUCCGAUAGAAAUGAGAUAUGAAAUAUUACGUGGCAGCUUCCCAUAUUUGGACAGAAGUUUAAAAGGGUGAAAUAAAGUCUUGAAAUAAAAUAGCUGAACAUUAUAAUGCGCAAGUCUAAAACUCGUAUGCCAUGUUUCAGAAGGACCUUAACUUAAAGAUAUGUGCCAAGACGUAAAUUAGUGUCUUUUUAUUUGAGGAACAUAUUGUUGAGGGUUGGGAAUCAGCCCUGCCUUUCAAUUUGAUUUUGAGUCACAAGUGCCAGAUUGGGUUCCAUUUCGGCUGAACUCAAUCUACUUUUAAGACACAUUCACUAAUGUGUGAUCAAACCAGAUCUGUUGUAACAACAACAGGCACAGCACUGUAGCAUCAACAUUGCAAAGUAGCAUAAUUUUUUACCAUUACAUAAUGAAAAUAAGAGAACGAAAAACAAUAUAUGAUAAGCACGAAAUUUGUUGUUGUACUUACUAGUGAAUACACCAACAUAUUUUGUCCCCAGAUUUCCCUCUGCAGUUGUUGUACCCAGCCAUAAAUAAAUAAAUUAUACAUGCAGACUUGAAAAUCACUGGUGUGAGGAUAAAGCCCUACUUGACUAUUCUUGCUUGCAUUCACAUGCUCGGAGUACUGCAUUACCAUGGCUGACAAUGCACCAAGAUGGAGGCACGAGGGGAUUGCGCAGUACUGUUGCAAUCCUCCUAUAGGAAUCUGGGUCAGCAGGAGCGAGCGGCGCUGGAGGCCGAGAUGAGGGCCGUGGAUGAUGGGAUGCGUCUGAAGCGUCAGCUGAUCAAGGAGGGCGUUAGCAUGUGGCAGGAGAAGCAGAACCAGCUGAAGGACCUUCGGAGGAUUCUCUCUGGGCUCCAGACCAAGUUGGAUGCUCACAGGGAGAGGAAGCUGGAAGCUGACGCCCAUCAGGCCAAGGUGAUGGGGGUCCUGAAAUCACCCGAGGAUGGUGCAGGGGGUGAGAUUGCAGCCAGGAUAUUCGGACAGCUGGACAUCAAUAAGGACGGCAGCCUGACGGUUGAUGAAGUCCAGGCUGGGGUGGUUAACCUGCAGGAUGAUGGAAACCUAACUGAAGAAGAAGUCACGGCCUUGCUUGGAGGACCCGGCCCGGCUGAUCUCUUCAGGUUCCAGCAGACCCUCUGGAGGAGUCUCCAGGCUGCCAGCAACGUGAAGAUCAAAGCCGAUCUGACGGGUGACCUUGACCCGCCCGAUGAAGGCCCUGGUACCAGUGCCGCUUCCAGUGCUGCCAGACAUGGCGAAGCAGACCUGAAGGAGAUGGAGGAGGCCUUGGAGACAACGAGAGCAGAGAUCAGGGACCUGGAGAAGGUGCUCUCCACAGACUAUGGCUCCAGCAAAGAGUUCCUCUACCUGCAGGGACAGUGUUUCCAGCUGGUGGUCUACGAGUACACCUACUCGCUGUGUCCAUUCAGUCACGUGACCCAGAAGAGCUCCACAGGGGCUGAGGUUUCAUUGGGGAAGUGGCAAUACUGGGCAGGACCUCCGGAGCAGCCUUAUAGCAGGAUGGAGUUUGAAGGUGGAGUGCCGUGCUGGCAGGGUCCCCUCCGCACAACGCUGGUCACGCUGACGUGCGGGACAGAGACUGCUCUGAGGUGGGUGCGGGAGCCGGCCAAAUGCCGGUACGUCAUGGAACUGCGGACCCCCAGCGCGUGUGAGCAGCGGCGCGAGGCGGGAAGACGGGGGGUGCACAGUGAGCUCUAACUGUGGGCUGCUUCCUGACCGCCCCCCGGUUAUAAAACCCACCGCCUUAAAGGUGCCUUAUUUUGGACUGAAAAUUCCAUGAGUUCAUCAGAACCACUCUGUCUCUAAAAUGAGGCGUUAGUGUACUUCCCUUUAUAGCUGUUUGAGGACAUCCUAAGAAAGAUCCCCUUCUCGCUGUUCCCUCUGUCACCGCCCCACCUCUCCUAACCCCCUACAUCUCCGUGGGAUGUUCAGGGCAGGAGUGAAGGACCAGCACUCGCUGACACUGAAGUUGCUGGCAAAACUAGCGUGACGAGCCGUUCCAGAACAUUCAACCAAGCAUCUAGGCCAUAUUGCUUCCUUUCUGGUGAGAAGGAUCAUUGAAUUUCAUCGAAUCACACUGGAUAUCACCCCUUUCAGCUGUGCAGAAACCUUGACGAUACGAUCUAUUUUUGUAGAUAUAUAUUUGAUGUUGAUUCUAAAUGUGGUUGUUUUAGUAGAUUGGCUUGUACUCAAGACAGCAGUAAUGCAGCUCAGCUGAACUCAGACCUGCCAUGAACAAAUAAAUUUAAUCAGAAAUCAG
Messenger RNA from Brienomyrus brachyistius, 4032 nucleotides. RefSeq names its product glucosidase 2 subunit beta-like. The record is from RefSeq and is a predicted model, not a curated record. Gene Ontology annotation, molecular function: protein binding; calcium ion binding. The transcript is spliced from 14 exons. Bases 2406 to 3470 code for a protein of 354 amino acids. Lineage: Eukaryota; Metazoa; Chordata; Actinopteri; Osteoglossiformes; Mormyridae. Gene Ontology annotation, cellular component: glucosidase II complex. Gene Ontology annotation, biological process: liver development; N-glycan processing.